GUUGUUGAAAGUGCACCAUCUACCAGUCGAGUUCCUGAAAAGUUUUGCUUUACUCAGUUUUCUUACUAGUAUCGUUACAAUUAAGUAGGCUUUGAUUUUUUUUAUUAAAUUAUCUGACAGAAUUUGGACAGAAUUGAAAUUAUCUUCAAGAUGACAAAUACAAAGCUGCCAGUGUUACCGCCCCAACCGGAGAAGGUUAAGCAGGAGGAUGCGCCGGCGGAGCCCAUCAAGCAUCCGCUGGAGAACACGUGGGGCAUGUGGCUGUACGCCGAGAGGACGCGCAACUGGAAGGACGACCUCAUCGAGCUCACCUCCUUCGACACGGUCGAGGACUAUUGGUGUCUCUACCACCACAUAAAGCUGCCCUCGGAGCUGUCUCCCGGCUGCCAGUACUUCGUGUUCAAGCGGGGCGUGCGGCCCGAGUGGGAGGACGCCGCCAACCGGCGCGGAGGCCGCUGGCUCGUCACGCUCGAGAAGAGGCAGUGCGACGAGAUGGACAGGAUAUGGGUCGAAGUGGUACUCUUAAUGAUCGGGGAAAACUUUGAAGAUGCCAAUAGCGCGAUUCGUGGAGCAGUGGUGAAUGCGAAAGCAAAACAAAAUAAGAGCAAAAUAGGUAUUUGGCUUGCCGACAAAACAGACGAAAAGGCCAUUUUGAAGAUUGGCAGAAAGAUUAAAGACGAACUGGGUAUAAAGUGGAAGAUAACAUUUCACGCCCACAACUCCAACUUCACUAUGCAUAGUCUUUAAAAAGAAAAGCGAUUAUAAAUUUAAUGUACCUAGGUAGGUGUUGCUUCAAGUAAUCGUGAAAGAAAUCGUUUAAUU
Messenger RNA from Ostrinia nubilalis (European corn borer), 822 nucleotides. Its product is annotated as eukaryotic translation initiation factor 4E-like. The record is from RefSeq and is a predicted model, not a curated record. Gene Ontology annotation, molecular function: RNA 7-methylguanosine cap binding; translation initiation factor activity. Gene Ontology annotation, cellular component: eukaryotic translation initiation factor 4F complex. Lineage: Eukaryota; Metazoa; Arthropoda; Insecta; Lepidoptera; Crambidae. The transcript has 5 exons. Bases 151 to 747 code for a protein of 198 amino acids. Gene Ontology annotation, biological process: translational initiation.